Molecule: messenger RNA, 1492 nt
Organism: Phytophthora nicotianae INRA-310
Lineage: Eukaryota; Oomycota; Peronosporomycetes; Peronosporales; Peronosporaceae
Exons: 1
Coding region: 138-1223 (361 amino acids)
Source: RefSeq, a predicted model, not a curated record
CAAAACAACCGGCGCGAGAUCAAGAAGAAAGAAUAGCCAAGUGCAAGCUUUUAGCGGCCCCGCUAAAACCCUAGAAGAAGCGUUGCCAGCUCGACUAGCGGAGCCGAGCCACAGCCUGAUCUGCGUAUAGCCGCCUCAUGGAGCCCCUCGCCACCGGCAAGCGGCGACGGCCAGCGUCAGCAUCGUUGUCACCGCCCCCUCCGCCGCGUCAACCCACGCGCGACGAUGAGAACAGAGCGAGAAGCUGGAAGAAGCGGCGGCUGGAGCCAGCGACUGACGAGACAGAAGAGAAACGUCCGGAACUGCGCAGUCCCGAGCCUGAGGACAAGAAGCCCACGCCGAAGGGAAAGCGACGGCGAAGUCUUUCGCCUGAGGAGAUACAGGAGACGAGUAACAGCAGUAGCAGGGACGAGAAGGAGACCAAGCGACGGCGUGUAGGGGAGGAUGGUAGUACAACGUCACCCCCUCCCGUUCUACCGGCCUCACCGCCGGCCAAUCUCAGUGACAGACACUCACAGACUUCAGCAGAACAGGAAAACAGACCAGAGGAGAAGGCGAGGUUCCCUCCCUCUCCAAUCGUCAUCCCUCAACUAGAGGACGACAUCUCCAACAGAGAGAACGUCGCCACGUACACCAACUUGGAGGAUUUCGUUGUCAGCUCACAAGGCAGUGACGUCGAUCUCGUCGCAGCAUGUGCCAAUCUAGAUAACGACGUCGUGAGCUGCAGUCAGGACUCACAGAAUAGUGAUAUCGAGCGGGUACGGCAACGUACCUCUCUGCGGACAGUGCAGGUUACUCCGCCCCCUUCGGCCCGAAUGCUAGACAGGAAGAACCCUCCGCCUCCACCGAAGAGGCCGCGUCGCAAUUAUCACCGUGGUAUCGUGUAUGCGCGAGCUUAUCCGCGACUAGCGCUGUCUCCGCUUGUUGACAACUCUCCACCCAGCUCUCCACGCGUCUUCCGGUCACUCGAGAAUGAAUUCGCCUUCGCCAUGCAGGAUACGCCGGAGAUCCGGCCUCGUGUUCGCCCAGCGCCGAGAAUGGCGCGAGGCACACGACGAUCUACACGAGCAGGAAGCGCUCGAGCACGACGAUCGCUAGACACGCCCACCUCGACGAUGGUAUUGAGGUCACGACAGCUCAAUCCGAGCCUGAGUGCCAACGGCGGCAAGCCGGAGAACCAGCGCGAGCGGGAGCAGCGUGAUGCUCAACGCCGGCACGAGUGAGGAGGGGGAGUGGGGCUGAUAUGAGUGGCUCGACCGCAUGGCCGGCCCAUGGGUGCCUUCGUCGUGACGUCCGACCAAGGCUGAUUUGAAGUAGUUUUUAUUGUUAGUUUUAGUUUUUAUUGCGAGGAAUUAGGUGCCGAGAUAGCAAUUUAGACACUUGUAGUUUUAAGAUGUGAAAGCACUAAUUCCACUGUUUUAUGCCAUGGUGCACAUAUUUUAUCAUUAAAACUGCAGGCUUUUGGCUAUCCAGCUCGUCCACCAAGCGAUUG